Messenger RNA from Adineta ricciae, 1824 nucleotides. The record is from the annotation of a GenBank genome assembly. Lineage: Eukaryota; Metazoa; Rotifera; Eurotatoria; Adinetida; Adinetidae.
AUGUCAACUGAAUACGAACAACCCCCAACUCAACGUAGUUACCAACACUACAAUCAACAGCCUUAUCAACAGUACGAACCGCAUAGUCGACAACAGUAUGAUCAACAGUACGAACCACGCGGCCGGCAGCAGUAUGACCAACAUCACGAAUCACGUGCUCAUCAGCAAUACGAUCAACCGAAUGAUACGCGUCGCAACCAACAAUAUGAUCAACAUCCCUAUCAACAAUACGAUCAGCAAUAUGAUCAACGUGAAGCACAGCAACGUGUGGCAAUGCCCGAACGUGGUCGUGCCAUUCGUUUGUUGAGAAAUGGAGAUCCUUAUUUCACUGGUCGUACAUUCGUUAUUAAUCAACGAAGAUAUCCAGUGUUUGAUGUCUUCUUGGAUGAUGCAUCACAGGCCUUACGUGCUAAUUUUGGAGCUGUUCGAUGUAUCUAUACGCCGAAACAUGGUACAAGAUUGAAAGAUAUAACCGAAUUCGAAGAUCAUCGUACGUAUGUCGCUGGCGGUGGAGAAAGAUUCAAAAAACUCCAUUAUCUCGACAUUGCGGAAGGCAAGCGAGUUGCUACUCGAGGACAAGGUGCACCUAAAAUUAUUCCACUUCCUCCAGUUCGUCGAAUUGAUGCCGAAGGACGAGCAUUAAAGUUAUCUCGAUCAGAGAACGUUAUCAUAUACGUGUAUCGAAAUGGUGAUCCGUUGACACUACCAGCGAAAGUCCUACUCGUGAAAUCGAUAUUACAAAGCUGGGAUUCUGUACUAGAUGAAAUAACUCGAAAAGUAUCACUUCCAAACACGGCCGUACUAAAAUUAUAUACAAUGAACGGAGAUUUGGUAGUGUCAGCGCAUCAACUAGAGUAUAAUGGAAUGUAUGUUGGUGCUGGUAAAGAACGGUUUCGCCGUAUAGACUAUCCAGAUCCCAAGUCCUUCAGUGCAAAUUCGUCACCAAAAAUGUCGAGAAAAUCAUCGAAACAUCAACUGUUCGUUGUCCGUCCUCAACUAAGACUACCUCCAUUACAAAAGAGAGUCGAUGAUUCGAGUACAGAUCACGACCAUCGAGGAUCAUCCUCCGAAGGACAUCACAGAUAUAUCAAAGGUGAUGGUAUGUAUACAUACACAACGACAACUGCGACAUCAUAUGGAAGCAACGAAACUGCAGGGCAACGACGUCCUGUUCGAGAAGAAUACGAUUUUUUCAAUCAUAAACCACAACAACACCGCCGUGGACCAGUUAAAGAAACGGAUCUUGAUCGAGAUGAUGGCGGUAUUUAUAAAGGCCGGUUGAAUCAUCAUGAACGUGUUCGAGAAAUUGACGAAACUCACGAUACUAAAGUUGAUCUGCCCGUAGAACAUCGGCAAAUUGAAACUGUAGAAGAUGAAAACUUUCACGGCAACGCAGGAAGAAUACCUCGUCCUCCACAACACCAGCCUGCGAAGCAAACUAUGCCCGAUACUCGUCGACGACCAUCGAAGACUCCACCAAAAGCUCAUAAAAAUGAUAACCAUCGAUAUCCGAACGCAAACCAUCGUAAUCAUAAUCCCAGUAAUGGUUACGAUCGUCGUAGUCCUACUCAAAGCGACGAUGAUCUGAAGGAACAUCGACAAUCGUUUGUGACAUCGAAUAGCUUGGCUAAUAAAAACAAAGAGGAACAAGCAGCAACAGUCAUUCAGUCGCAUGUUCGUGGUUAUUUAACUCGUAAGCAGACACAGGAAGCUUUGAAACAACGUGAAACAUACAAUGGAGAACGAAAUGGCUAUCCGUACUGUCAACCAUCGCAAACGAACGAGCUUGAACGUGGCUACGACAAAACGCAUAAUUACACAUAA